AGAAAAGUUAACUUCUUUCACCAAACUAAACGCUUCAAAGACGAAAGAUCUGUAAGCACUUCGUGCUCUAAUUAUCUGUUAUGACUGCAUUGUGGAUAUGCAUUGUCUUCUUYAUUGGUCUGGUAGCAAAUACAGCUGACUGCUGCAAUUCGCCGUAUCCUUACUACAAUCGGGGCUGCAACUUUGACUCGAGAUCAUUCUGCUCUUGGGAAAAUGACAGAUAUCGCGACAUCAAAUGGAGCUUGAAAAAAGGAAAAGGACCAAAACUAUCAGGAAAAGUCUAUGCCUUCAUCAAUUCAUCUGAAGAGCUAUUUUACGACCAGAGAGCAGUCUUGUUGAGUACAAUAAUAGAGGGACCAUUCACAAUGACGUUUUUCUAUCGUAUGUAUGGUAACGCUGUUGAGAAGCUCACUGUGACAGCUACGACCUCGSAGACGAAUUAUAAAGAGUCARAGGUAGUAUGGGGACGUUAUGGCAACCAAGGARAAGACUGGAAAAAAGGCUGUGUUAUAUUUCACAAACAUUACAUGAGAUAUAAGGUUUCUUUCGAGGCGACCAUUGGCUCAAACAACAGUUCCAAUAUUUACUUGGACGAAGUUAAWAUGCUAAGUAGCAAAACAGGUUGCAAGAAAAUAGAAAGUGGCAUUAAAUURCCAAGCAAAAAGUAUUCAGCAGCAAAUUGCACUUUCAAUGGACACUUAUGUGGAUGGAGAAUUCUUCAGAAUAAGAUGACCGGUGAUGGACUGCUAUGGACAAUUGGAGGAAAAAUGGUCUUCAAUAAUUUCAACAACGAAUCAAAGGGAUACGAAAGCAGCUAUGUGUACACAACCAUAUUAAGCAACCCAACUUUGGCAAACAAUCGAAMUCUAUCAAGCAAUCGUAGUUUACAAAACAAUGGAAGCUUGGUAKGSAAUGGAACUUUACCAAAACAAAGUUUGGCGAGUAAUGGAAGCUUUACAAACAAUGAAAUCCCAGCAUGCAACGAAAGCUUUGCGAUCAACGAAAACCUGACCAGAAACAAUGAAAGAAAGAAAGCAUACCUUAUUAGUCCUCAAUUGAAGUCCCCACAUUGCAUKAACUUAACAUAUCAAAUCUAUGGAAACGGUAGUUCCCUUGAGGCUGUAAUGCUUAGGCAAGGGAGAUCACCAGUCUUCUAUAAAGCAUGGAAGCAUUUUGGUCGUACGAACAAAAUUAGCUCCAUAAGAAUUAAUUUACACUAUGGUGGCCCAUACCAGGUGCUGAUUAUUGGCAAGCCGUCUCUGUAUUUUGAGAAGGACAUMCUUUUAUACAAUGUGACAUUCCUAAAAGAGAUUUGCACAGAUGAUCAAAUUUCUGCGGAAGCAAACUGUGAUUUUGAGGAAAAUAUGUGUAUGUGGAGCAAUGAAAGGAAAGACGACUUUGAUUUGGUACGAGUUUCAAACAGCCAUGCAUGGUCCAAGUACAGCAGAUCAUCAUAUCUCUCUGCUAAUGUGAAGGGAACAGUGGCUGGUCAAAAAGCUCGCAUUUUAAGCAUCUGGAUGAAUGGAAGCCAAUGUAUGCAGUUUUUGUAUUAUAGCUACGGAACCAAUAACAACACAAUAGGUGGAGUCAUCAUCUAUGCAAGAACAACACGUCGACAAAAUCCACUAUUGGCUAGAUAUAGAAAUAAAGAUGAAUGGCAAACCAUUGAGGUUCAAUUUAACAGCAUAUUGCCUUAUCAGUUUGUAAUUGAAGUAACAAGAAACAAGUACGAUCAUGCAGGGGACAUAGCAUUUGAUGACAUUUCACUGAGACGAGGAAAGUGUAACAAAACAGAGAUGCUAUCAUAUUCGCUAUCUACAAAUGGGCAUUCAUACAGCAUUUUAAAACACGACCUGCCUUUAAACGUUAAUGGCUUCUUCAAGAUAUUAAAGUUUCAAAUUAAAAGAUCAAUGGCCAACCAAAGCGGAAAGCUAAUCUGUUUAUACAACCGAGGAACAUCCAGUCACAAUGUCAUAUCGACCACUUUAUCUAUUGACCAUAUCAACUUCCCAUUGGACUGCUUUCAUGAGGAUGUCAAUGCCAAUAAAAAGAACAUUUACAUGUUUACGCAGCAAUCUGCUGACAGAUACGAGAUCCAUCAGGACAUUACGUCUAACAGCAGAUGCUGUAACUGGAAACUUGAAAAGAUAGCAGUGCACAACUCUACUAAACUUGAAACAAAUGAUUCAUCGGCAUGUGAUCAAGGCUGGUAUCGAGUAGGUAAUUCAUGCUUACUAAUAAUCAUUAAUGAUCGCAUUAAUGGAUGGCAUCAACAUGGAAAACGCUGCAUGGAAGUCAAUAGCAGAUUGGUAUCUUUCCAAAGGCCAAACGACCUAGAAUCAAUGUCAGGUCUGCUACAGAAACUAAAUCUCCCGAAGUACAAAUUCUUCUCAGGGUAUUCAGUACAAGUAACAUGGCGAUGGCUUGAUGGGGAAGUCCUUCUUUCUGAUUUCUGGAAAUAUCAUAGCGGACCUUCAUACAAACAUAGACAUUGUGUAUAUUUCUCCAGAGGUUUUUUGUAUCCUUCURAUUGCAAAUACAGGAGAAACGUUCUCUGUGAAGACACAGUUGGUCAGCCACGCCCAAUGGCCGUCUAUCCAAUGAGCGCAGAAAGCGGUGUUAAAGAGGCAAGUUCCGACCGUUACAGUUAUCUUCUUACCGGAAAAAUAACAUCCAUGGUAUUUCGGCGUGGUCCGUUCGACGAUAAGAAAGGUUCCAUUGUCGUAAAUGGCUCUUCAGGAAGUUUUGUUAGCAUUCUUAAUCGAGGAUACCUGAACACACAAUUUUCGUUUACCAUAAGCUUAUGGAUCUUUCAAGAAGAAAACACCUCUGGAACAAUAAUUUGCUACAAAGACGGCUUAGAAAUGUCACUUUCCCACAGACAUCUCAUAGCGAAAUUUGUAUUUAAGAGAUACAAAUCAGAAACGCUAAAAAUCUUUGGACUUCAAAAUGGUAUCUGGAAUUCCGUGGGUUUUUCCUAUGAUUAUAUGACAGGAAAAGCAAAAGUGUGGAUUGGUAACACCACAGUGUCACGGAGCGUAGGAGAGCAAAAAGAACUUGCAACAACCAAGGGAUUGCGCGUCGGUGCAUCAUUUACCAAUGAUACUAAGGGAUAUUUUACUGGUAGAAUAUCUGAUUUAAGAAUCUACGAUUAUGCUUUGUCACACAGUCAAAUUGUAAAUUCAAGAAAAGUCAAAGCGAAAAAAGGAAUGUUUGCAUGCCGUGCUGGCUUUAUUGGAGUGCGUGGCAAGUGUUUUUACGUAUCGCGUCGCUUUGCUAAUUAUAAAUACUCCUCAAAAUACUGCAAAUCCAUUGGUGCAGCUCUGGCCAAGAUAGACAGGGAAUAUGUAAGAAAUGGUCUCAAUCGAUAUUUUCGAUAUGGAUAUUAUUGGAUUGGACUUAAAAAAUACUAUGAAUGGCAUGGUUCCGAUGGGACUGCUCUUCAAAUGAAGACAUGGAAAACAACUCACCCUUAUGUCGCAAUUCGUCCAGGCAACUCUAACUUGGAAAACGUCGAUGGAAAUUCCAAAUACACAGGAGCAGUGUGCCAGAAAUAUGAACGUCAGCCACGCCCAAUGGCCGUCUAUCCAAUGAGCGCAGAAAGCGGUGUUAAAGAGGCAAGUUCCGACCGUUACAGUUAUCUUCUUACCGGAAAAAUAACAUCCAUGGUAUUUCGGCGUGGUCCGUUCGACGAUAAGAAAGGUUCCAUUGUCGUAAAUGGCUCUUCAGGAAGUUUUGUUAGCAUUCUUAAUCGAGGAUACCUGAACACACAAUUUUCGUUUACCAUAAGCUUAUGGAUCUUUCAAGAAGAAAACACCUCUGGAACAAUAAUUUGCUACAAAGACGGCUUAGAAAUGUCACUUUCCCACAGACAUCUCAUAGCGAAAUUUGUAUUUAAGAGAUACAAAUCAGAAACGCUAAAAAUCUUUGGACUUCAAAAUGGUAUCUGGAAUUCCGUGGGUUUUUCCUAUGAUUAUAUGACAGGAAAAGCAAAAGUGUGGAUUGGUAACACCACAGUGUCACGGAGCGUAGGAGAGCAAAAAGAACUUGCAACAACCAAGGGAUUGCGCGUCGGUGCAUCAUUUACCAAUGAUACUAAGGGAUAUUUUACUGGUAGAAUAUCUGAUUUAAGAAUCUACGAUUAUGCUUUGUCACACAGUCAAAUUGUAAAUUCAAGAAAAGUCAAAGCGAAAAAAGGUGAGCUCGAAGCUAGUAAAUCUAUCAUUAUUAGUUUAUGUAAAKUUUAUGCGUUACGUUGA
Molecule: messenger RNA, 4259 nt
Organism: Exaiptasia diaphana
Lineage: Eukaryota; Metazoa; Cnidaria; Anthozoa; Actiniaria; Aiptasiidae
Exons: 16
Coding region: 81-4259 (1392 amino acids)
Cellular component (GO): membrane
Source: RefSeq, a predicted model, not a curated record